GCGAGUGCGUUCGUUCGUUCCUGACAGUUCUUGUCCAUCGUCUCUCCGCCGCUCAGCAAAGAUGGGUAUCUCUCGGGACUCCAUGCACAAAAGGCGUUCCACUGGUGGAAAGAAGAAGGCAUGGAGGAAGAAGAGAAAGUAUGAACUCGGUCGCCAGCCAGCCAACACUAAACUGUCGAGCAACAAGACUGUUCGGAGAAUCCGUGUUAGAGGAGGCAAUGUAAAAUGGAGGGCCCUCAGGUUGGAUACAGGAAAUUUCUCAUGGGGAAGUGAGGCUGUCACCCGUAAGACACGUCUCCUUGAUGUGGUCUACAAUGCCUCAAACAAUGAACUUGUCCGGACGCAGACCCUAGUAAAGAGUGCAAUUGUUCAGGUUGAUGCUGCUCCAUUUAAGCAAUGGUACCUUCAGCACUAUGGUGUUGAUAUUGGCAGGAAGAAGAAGGUGGCGGCUGCCAAGAAGGAAUCAACUGAGGAAGGAGAAGCUCCUGCAGAGGAAACAAAGAAGAGCAAACAUGUCCAGAGGAAGCUGGAGAAGCGUCUUCAGGAUCGUAAACUUGACACCCAUAUUGAAGAGCAAUUUGGCAGUGGGAGGUUGUUGGCUUGUAUCUCUUCUCGCCCUGGCCAAUGUGGCAGAUGUGAUGGGUACAUAUUGGAAGGGAAGGAGUUGGAGUUCUAUAUGAAGAAGAUCCAGAGGAAGAAAGGCAAGGGUAGUGCUGGUGCUGCUUAAGCAAAUCCUUGUUGCAGGUGUUUCAAUUUUCCCUUCUUUUGGCAUUAGGUUUUCUUGUUAUGUUGUUCGUGCUUAGGAGGAUGAUGUGGUUGCUGAUCACAGACUU
This is a messenger RNA of Telopea speciosissima, 833 nucleotides long. Its product is annotated as 40S ribosomal protein S8. Lineage: Eukaryota; Viridiplantae; Streptophyta; Magnoliopsida; Proteales; Proteaceae. The transcript has 5 exons. Gene Ontology annotation, molecular function: structural constituent of ribosome. The coding region runs from base 62 to 727 and encodes 221 amino acids. Gene Ontology annotation, cellular component: cytosolic small ribosomal subunit; ribosome. Gene Ontology annotation, biological process: translation; maturation of SSU-rRNA from tricistronic rRNA transcript (SSU-rRNA, 5.8S rRNA, LSU-rRNA). The record is from RefSeq and is a predicted model, not a curated record.